Molecule: messenger RNA, 2024 nt
Organism: Megalops cyprinoides (Indo-Pacific tarpon)
Lineage: Eukaryota; Metazoa; Chordata; Actinopteri; Elopiformes; Megalopidae
Gene: chic1
Product: cysteine-rich hydrophobic domain 1
Exons: 6
Coding region: 1-522 (173 amino acids)
Source: RefSeq, a predicted model, not a curated record
AUGAGCGUCCUACUGCCCAACAUGGCGGACUUCGACACCAUCUAUGAGCUGGACGAAGAAGAGGAACGGGUAGUGAGCGAAGAACACUUGGCUAGAUACUGCCCUGAGCCUGUGAUCAUGCGGGGGGCCGGGCACAUCACCGUGUUUGGCCUGAGCAACAAAUUUGACACUGAAUUUCCUUCAGUUCUCACCGGAAAGGUGGCUCCGGAGGAGUUCAAGACGACGAUUGGCCGGGUGAACGCAUGUUUGAAGAAGAACCUGCCUGUCAACGUGAAGUGGCUUCUGUGUGGCUGUCUGUGCUGUUGUUGUACGGUGGGCUGCAGUCUGUGGCCUGUCAUAUGUCUCAACAAGAGGACACGAAGAUCAAUUCAAAAACUAUUAGAGUGGGAAAAUAACAGAUUGUAUCACAAGCUGGGGCUGCACUGGAAACUCAGUAAGAGGAAAUGUGAAAGCAGCAAUAUGAUGGAAUAUGUAAUUCUUAUAGAAUUCUUGCCCAAAUAUCCUAUAUUCCGACCGGACUGAGGAGGCGGCGACACGGUCCUGGUGUAUGACCUUUCAUUCCUACCCUUAGUGCCUUGUAGAUACAUGUUGGAUUGACGGUCUACACUGCUGUGUCAUGACCCGCCCCCCCCUCCUCCCCUGCUUCCUCACUCCCCCCACCCCCUCAGUACCUUGUACAGUAGAAUGGCUACACUGUCACUUUGCUUUAGAGCAGAUUUUGCACAUUUCCUGACACGGUAGUAAUGCGCCUUUGUUGCACUCUGAUCUUUGUUUUUGUUACAAUUAACGCGCAAGGUAAUUUGCCACAGGGUGCUGAUGGGUGCUGAGAAGUGAAAGAAAAAGGCCAGAAACUUUACAUCCGUCUGUCGGUCUCUCCUCCCCCACGCACAAUAUGCCACUAAGCCAUCCUCCCUUUCAGUUGCGUUGCUUCUCGUUGGUCUUCGGAAAGAGCGCAGCGCCUAUCCGGUGACUUGCAGAUUUGCCUUACAAGGAACCGCCGUCCCGGGGACCUUCAAACCACAGAGAUGUGUGCUGGGCAGCAGAAAUGAGCAGAGUACUGCAAGGUCAUCUGCUUGGCGGUUUUGAGUUUCUUAUCCAUCCUAUCCAUUUCUCCUAAAACACAAAGGUAAUCUAAACGAGUGGGAGGCUCGACAUUCGUUUUGCGUAUUCUGAGUGGCACCGUAUCUCUCCUGCACUUUGGAAAUUACCUUCUGUACAGGGAAGUCGAGAACCUAUCCUGUAAAUAUCACUCUAGGACAGAUGUACAGUGUGGUAUACCAUUGUUUACAUGAUGUAAUAUAGCUCAAUUUGUUUUGCCAAUAUAUUACUGUACUAUAGAUUUGUUUAUGAACGAUGUUUGAGUAACUUUCCAGUUUGUACGGACCUGUUUACCUAGUAAGCCAUAUGAUUGCGAUGUUCAUAAUGCCAGUGUGAGGACUGAAAAUUGCACUUGAGCACAUGGAAGUUCAGGGCUUCAGUUCGCUGUGUUACUGAUGUCUGGAGUUGGUGUGCUCUACAAUGACACUAGUGGUAUAUGUUAAAUGUAGUUUUGCCAACCAAGGAAGAAAUGACACUUAAAAUGACUUUUUGUUUUCCCCAGUAAGGUCAUUCAUUGAAAAUCAAAUUGCAUCAUGUAUGAUGCUUGGAUUUGGGCUCUGCAUUUCUUUUUUCCUUCAUUAUGGUUCAACCUUUCCGUGUAGCUCGGUGUUCAUAUUUUUUUUUUUUUUAACCUGUGUAUUUUCAAUGCUGUACUUUCUUAAGGUAGCUGUGUUUUAUGCAAAUCCAGGAAGUUCACUGGUUUUGAAGGGUAACUUCACCGAAAAUCUGAGAUUUAAUAUGUUGUUGCUCACCGUUCGGUUUAGCAGGAGUGUGCAAAGCAACACACUGGCGGCACAGUAUGCGAGUCUGCACUUCCGUUUACGUCACCCUUUGACAUGAGCAAAUUAAAUUUAGGGUCACUACUUGUCCAUUUUUAAAUAUUAGGUUCCAAAAAAAAUAGCACAUUCUUUUUCUUAAAUUUUAAG